Messenger RNA from Arachis ipaensis, 536 nucleotides. NCBI's taxonomy places the organism in Eukaryota, Viridiplantae, Streptophyta, Magnoliopsida, Fabales, Fabaceae. The record is from RefSeq and is a predicted model, not a curated record.
AAGACUUAACCAACUGUGGAAGAAACGCUGGAAAGAAAGUGCCGAUAUUUGGUGGCGACUUCAGUCUUCGCUGUGAAACCUCUCAGCUCAGUUCUUGUUUCUUCGUUCGAUGGAAUUCAGGCCCCGCAACUACACCGAUGCGUGAAUCUCACGCUCUACCUCGCCUACGCGCCGAUGCUCACCCUCUUUCAGCUGCACCCUCUCCGCCACUCCCUCAGGGUGAUGUUGUGGAAAGUGGUAACAGUGAUUUCUUUGAUCCACUGAGAGGAACUGAUAACGAGGCAAAGGUCGAAUCUCCUGAUCCUGACAACCUCAGCAAUGCGGUGGAUCAUCAUCCAACCAAGGAGUGGACCUCUUUCAGGAGAUUACUAAUGCAGAGGUUUCCUGUCACCAAAAUGGUUUCAAUGUCUUCAAUGCCUGAUCUUCGAAUGAGAAAUGCAAAAUGCAUGCCCAUAUCUAUUACAUUGUUUAUCCUUCUUUUAUUUACUUAUUUAUUUUAAAAAAAAUUGUAUUUGUCUCUAUUUAUUUAUGUGAUG